Molecule: messenger RNA, 431 nt
Organism: Gongylonema pulchrum
Lineage: Eukaryota; Metazoa; Nematoda; Chromadorea; Rhabditida; Gongylonematidae
Source: the annotation of a GenBank genome assembly
AGGAAUUGAUGCAGCAGCCACCAGCAGUGAAUCUUCUGAAUGGAAGCACACCGUGGGAAAAAGACUCGGUGUCAAAAAUUACGGAAAACCCGAAACGUGCGCAGAAGAAAAAUUAUAUUGAAGGAGUGCCAGAGGGUUUUUUCGAGGAUGAAAAACUGAACAGUAGGGUAGCAGAAACAGUUGAAAAAGAGGCGAAUAUGGAGCAAGAAUAUGCAAAUUUUUUAAAAGAAUUGGACGAGGCAAAGCAUGAGGAGGAACGGCGUGAGGAGAGCGCGGAAUUGGCCGAUGCCAUAGAGCAUGAUAUCGAUUUAAUCGACGAACAGGUACUUUUCAGGCAAAUUUAUGAAUACCUUCCUAUUAAAAAUUUUUUUCCCGGGCAAAUUUGGAGUAGCGAUUACUUGUAUAAAGCUGAAAUUAGGUAUUCUGGUUAG